This is a messenger RNA of Indicator indicator, 1619 nucleotides long. It is a transcript of the gene EIF3J, whose product is annotated as eukaryotic translation initiation factor 3 subunit J. Gene Ontology annotation, molecular function: translation initiation factor activity. Gene Ontology annotation, cellular component: eukaryotic translation initiation factor 3 complex; cytoplasm. The record is from RefSeq and is a predicted model, not a curated record. The coding region runs from base 1 to 759 and encodes 252 amino acids. NCBI's taxonomy places the organism in Eukaryota, Metazoa, Chordata, Aves, Piciformes, Indicatoridae. The transcript is spliced from 8 exons.
AUGGCGGCGGAGGCGGCGGAUUCGUGGGACGCCGACAGCUUCGAGGUGGUGGAGCCGGUGGCGAAGCGGCUGGUGCCGGCAGUGGCCGUGGACCGCUGGGCCGGCGAGGAUGAGGAGGACGACGUGAAGGAUAACUGGGAUGAUGAGGAAGAAGAGGAGGAAGUGAAGGAGACAGAGAUAAAACAAGAACCCAAAGUUUCAGAAAAAAAGAAAAUAGCAGAAAAAAUAAAAGAGAAAGAAAAGCUACAGAAGAAAAAGCAAGAGGAGCUGAAAAAGAGGUUAGAGGCACCAGAGGAACACAAAGAGCUUACACCAGAAGAACAGUUAGCAGACAAACUACGACUAAAGAAGUUACAAGAGGAGGCAGACCUGGAGUUAGCAAAAGAAACCUUUGGUGUAAAUAACACUUGUGGAAUAGAUGCCAUGAAUCCCUCUUCUAAAGAAGACUUCACGGAAUUUGGCAAACUGCUCAAAGAGAAAAUCUCCCAGCAUGAGAAAUCUUUACAUUACGCCAGCUUCUUGGAAGCCUUAGUUCGGGACCUCUGCAUUUCCUUGGAAGUUGAUGAUUUGAAAAAGAUCACAAAUACUCUGACAGUACUAUGCAGUGAAAAGCAAAAGCAAGAAAAGCAGAAUAAAGCCAAAAAGAAGAAAAAAGGUGUGGUGCCUGGAGGUGGUUUAAAGGCGACGAUGAAAGAUGACCUGGCUGAUUACGGAGGCUACGAUGGAGAAUACGUACAAGACUUUGAAGACUUCAUGUGACACUGAUCUCCCCUUCUGUUGUCUUUCUGUUGCCCAUAAUCCCUUAAACAUGUAGCACAACUUCUCUUCCUUUUCAAUUCUGCCAAAUGCUACAAUCAGAGUUGCAGUAUCUCUGUGCUGGUGGCUUCACUCUUGAUGGGCUUCCUGCUCUGCGGGUGGGGGGUUAGGAUGAAGACAUCUGAAAACUUCUUAAGUUACAGCUUAAAAAAAACCCCAAAAUUCUGAUGAUGGUAACUGUUGCUGUUUGGGUUUGUAGUGACAGCCACUGAAAUUGGGAGAUGAAUCUGAACAGGGUGAAGUAUUCCUGCCAGCACAGCUCAGUGACAUGGCCUUAACUGUACCUCCGUGGUGGACAGAAGCAGUUUGCAGCAAGGGCAUGGUGUGCACUUAGUGUUACAAUUGCUUUGUCUUGACUUAGAGCUUGAGGUGGUGUGAAAGGGAACUGCUAACUUCAGAGUGAGGAUCUGCACCAGGCAAGGCAGCCAGGCUCCACAUCCAAGUGGGUCAGAAAAUUAUUUCUUUGGUGAGUUGGGGUGGGAAAUAAAUUGCAGUUUGUGUCUGGGGCAUGAAGUUGAGUUUUCAUUCACCUCCAUUUCUACUAAUGCAGCUGUAGGGGUUGGGUGUUUUCUAACAGUAUCAGAAAGCUCUCCUGGGUUGUGGUUGGGCUCUCACCACUUGGCCAUUUUCUUUCAUUAAGAAAAAACAAAACAAAACAAAAAUCACACCCCAACAACAACAAAUCCCAAACCAAACUUGCUUUAGCAAACUGCAGCAGUUACUACAGUUGGGCAAAUUGUUAUGUUAACAAUUAUGACAUCUGCAAUGUUUUAUAAAGCAACUAAUUUAAUAAAAAUCACUAU